AUGUCCAGAGGUAACCAAAGAGAAAAAGCCAGAGAAAAGAAUGCUAAGAAGCAAGCUCAACAAAAGAAGAAAAUCGAAGGUGAUCCAAAAAAGAGAUUAGAAGACCAAGCUGAAAUCAUGAGAAAAAAACAAGCUGAAGCUGAUGCCAGAAAAGCUGCUGCUGCCAAAUGA
Hansenula anomala is the source of this 171-nucleotide messenger RNA. RefSeq lists its product as uncharacterized. NCBI's taxonomy places the organism in Eukaryota, Fungi, Ascomycota, Saccharomycetes, Phaffomycetales, Wickerhamomycetaceae. The record is from RefSeq and is a predicted model, not a curated record. Bases 1 to 171 code for a protein of 56 amino acids. The transcript has 2 exons.